CUUUAUUUCCUGCUUUUAGUACAAACACUGGCAUCAGACAUCCUUUCUUUUUGCGCUGAGCACAUUAUUUAUUUAUAUGUUGUAUAGUGUGGUCAUCGCAUCAUAUUAGUUGAUACUAUCAGGUUUUUCCUCCUCAACUCUCAACCUACAAAAUCAUGUGGCCUGAAAUUCAGACCGCUAAGGAUGAAAACCGACGUGAAUUGAAGCUUUCGGGUGCCGUCGUCCGAGAUCGCUUUGAAGCCGACGAUGGCCGUUUGGAUGAAACUAUCUACCAGCUGACGACUCUCAACUUACUGGACAUUAACGAUACGCCUCUCGGGGAGAUAUCUCCCAAGAUAGGGGAGCUGAAAAAUCUGCAAUCCCUGCUCUUAUUCCGAAACAAAAUUAGCACGAUUCCAGCGGAGCUUGGACAACUUUCGUCGCUGAAGGUGUUGGAUUUGUCCGGGAAUCAGAUUGAAUCUUUGCCGGUGGAACUGGGUCAGUUGAAGCUACUGACCACGGUCAACUUUUCCGGCAACAAGCUGACCCGGGUUGAUUUAAGUCAGUUUGAAUACCUGAACGUCUGUAAUUUGGCGGCUAAUCAACUUGAGGAAUUCCCGAUGCUUUAUUGUGGCAAGGAUGUACAUUAUCUAUCUGAGCUGAACUUGGAGAAAAACCGAAUCAAAGAAAUUCCAGCUAGUUUGACAAAACAAGCCGGACUUAAAAACUUGAAUGUCGCAGAGAACAAGAUUGAAUUAGUUCCACAGCUCCUGGUGAAAUGUCCAAAAUUAAAAGAAAUCAAUCUCAAGGAUAAUCCAUUGAAGGACAAACGUCUCAAAAAGCUUGUGGACCAGUGCCGUAGCAAACAGGUACUGGAUUACGUUGAAAAGAAUGGUCACAUCAUAGCGGAGCACAACGAAUCUAGUGUCGCCGACAAUCGUGAUUCGGCCAACAACGAGUUGGAACUGCCAGUGCCAGUCGAACACCGUCAAAAAGUUACCAUUAUCAUUCCGGCUAACGAGGCGCGCAAAGUAUUCAUCAGCCAAGAGGCAAAAUCAAUUCGUCCCUACGUGCUCAAUUGUAUUGUCCGAAACUACACAAUCAGUAGCAUGAAGAAGUUCCUUCAGCUGCAAAACGAACUACAUGACAACGAAUGUGGCAAGCGCGAGCUAGCAACAAUCGCCACGCACGAUCUGGCCAAAGUAAAGGGCGAUGUUCGGUGCCAAGCUGAUUUAUCGGAGCAGAUUCAGAUCACACCGCUAGGGGCGAAAGCUAAAGUAACUGCCGCAAAGUAUUAUGAUGACCUGAAACAGCAAGCCGAAAUAAUUCGGAAGGAGAAAAAGCGAAGCACCUAUUCCGGAGUUCACAAGUUCAUCAAUCUACUGGAGGGAAAGGUUUUCGUUUUCUUCGCCGACGAAGAAAAAGUAAUCAGUCUUCCUCCGCUAACGAACUGCGAUGAAACGAAGAUUUCGCCCGAAACCAAAGACAUGUUGCUGGAGGUGACCAGUUCUGUCAGCUUGGAAUGUUGCCACAAGGUAAUGGUUGAGCUGCUGAAAAAGAUGCUUCUGAUGGAUGUCCAGGUUACACGAAGUCGCACCGAAGGAAAGAAGAAAGUUAAGGGAAAGGGAACCACUGUUGUAACGUACGACCGGUCGAUUGAGAUGAUAGUGGAGCAAGUUCGGCUGCACUGUGACGAUGGAACGUUUCAUUCGGUGUUCCCCGGCAAGGGUGACCUCGCGUAUCCAGAGGAGGAGAAAAUCGACAUCGAGUUCAAGUGAGGUUAACUUGUAAGUUCAUCAUUCGAAUGUGAAUUCUUUAAUGAAAAAUGGAUUCAAUCCAGUUUGAUAUCGCCCUGUGAGAAUAAAGGUGCAUCAAAUGCCAUAGCGGAAGGA
Topomyia yanbarensis is the source of this 1871-nucleotide messenger RNA. Its product is annotated as leucine-rich repeat-containing protein 47-like. Gene Ontology annotation, biological process: phenylalanyl-tRNA aminoacylation. The record is from RefSeq and is a predicted model, not a curated record. Gene Ontology annotation, molecular function: phenylalanine-tRNA ligase activity; protein binding. The coding region runs from base 156 to 1757 and encodes 533 amino acids. NCBI's taxonomy places the organism in Eukaryota, Metazoa, Arthropoda, Insecta, Diptera, Culicidae. The transcript is spliced from 4 exons.